Molecule: messenger RNA, 4165 nt
Organism: Suncus etruscus (white-toothed pygmy shrew)
Lineage: Eukaryota; Metazoa; Chordata; Mammalia; Eulipotyphla; Soricidae
Gene: UBAP2
Product: ubiquitin associated protein 2
Exons: 28
Coding region: 72-3374 (1100 amino acids)
Cellular component (GO): nucleus; cytoplasm
Molecular function (GO): protein binding
Source: RefSeq, a predicted model, not a curated record
CGGGUCCCGACUCCAGCGAGCACAGCAGCGGUUUUCUAUUUUGCACACACGUUCUUUUGUAUAUACUGUAUAUGAUGACUUCGCUGAGCAGCGACCAUUCCCGAGGUGCUCGAGAAAAAACUCAGAUCUCAACCACACAGUCAGCACAACUCCAGAAGCAAGUAAUACAGGCUACAGCUGAACAGAUGCGUCUCGCUCAAGUGAUCUUUGAUAAAAAUGACUCCGAGUUUGAAGCUAAAGUUAAGCAGCUUAUGGAAGUGACAGGAAAAAACCAGGAUGAAUGUAUAGUGGCUCUCCAUGAUUGUAACGGAGAUGUGAACAAGGCUAUCAAUAUAUUGUUGGAAGGAAAUUCAGACACAACUUCGUGGGAGACUGUAGGGGGGAAGAAGAAGAAUUUUGGAAAAGAAGGUUCAGAAAACAAAGAGAACCGAGAGAAGAGAAAUGAGAGGGAAGGGAAUCGUGGGCGUGGCAAUAACCGGAAAGGAAGAGGUGGCAAUCGCUCCAGAGAGUUUAGAGGAGAAGAGAAUGGAAUUGAUUGCAAUCAAGGGGACAAGCCAUCAGACCGUGGCAAGCGAGCUCGUGGUAGAGGAUUUGGACGUGGCCGAGGGAGAGGAGCUGGAAGAUUCUCAACCCAAGGCAUGGGGACAUUUAAUCCUGCUGACUACUCAGAAUCUCCGUCUGCAGAUGGCUCUGUGAUGAAACCAGUAGUGAGGGAAGCUGUUCAGAAUGGUACAGUUGAGGGAACUGGGGCCUGGAAAAAUUCUGUGGAAGAAUGGACGACAGAAGACUGGACUGAAGAUCUUUCUGAAACAAAAGUCUUCACUGCCUCAUCUGUUCCAGCGGAGAAUCAUGUCACACCUGGGCAAAGCAUUGAUCUAGUAGCCUUGCUCCAGAAGCCUGUUCCUCACAGCCAAGCAUCAGAAGUCAACUCCUUUGAAACGUCCCAACAAAAGGGCUUUGGCCAAGCCCUUGUCUUCACAAAUUCUCAGCACAGCAAUCAGAUGGCACCAGGGACUGGCAGCUCCACUGCUGUCAACUCCUAUUCUUCUCAAAGUCUGUCAUCUGUCCUUGGUUCGGGAUUUGGAGAGCUUACACCUUCAAAAAUGGCCAACAUCACAAAUUCCCAGAUUUUGGACCAAUUGAAAGCUCCAAGUUUGGGCCAGUUUACUACCACCCCAAAUUCACCGAAGAACUGUACAAGCCCUGCCACAACCACUUCUUCUUGGGACCUCAAGCCCUCAGUCUCCCAGUCUUCAGUCUUGAAUCAUUUUGACUUCAAAUCUCAGCCUGAGCCAUCCCCAGUUCUGAGCCAGCUGAGCCAGAGGCAGCAACACCAGACUCAGGCCGCCGCUGCUCCUCCUCCUGGGCUGGAGUCCUUCUCACCUCAGGCAAAGCUCCGAGAAUCAGCCCCUCAUGACAGGACCUCCACUGUGAACAAACUCCUGCAGCUCCCCACCAUGGCUGUGGAUAACAUCGCUGUGACUCCCCACCAGCCACAGCCAAAGCACAUCAAGCUCCCCAAGCGGCGGCUGCCUCCCACCUCAAAGAUCCCGGUCUCUGCUGUGGAAAUGCCUGGUUCAGCAGAUGUCACUGGGUUAAAUGUACAAUUUGGUGCCCUGGAAUUUGGAUCAGAAACUUCUCUCGCUGAAUUUGGAUCAGCUACAAGUAAUGAAAAUAGUAACCAGAUUCCCAUCAGCUUGUAUUCAAAGUCUUUAAGUGAUUCUUUGAACACCUCUAUACCAAUGACCGGUGCAGUACAGAACUCUACCUACACGACCUCUGUCAUCACCUCCUCCAGUACUUCCAGCUCAGCCCUGAGUGCCAGCAGCCCCAUGACUGCCUCUUCCGCCUACAGCCAGAGCCCUGUGCCCAACAGGGGCCCGUGCCAAAGCACUGUGAUUCCAGCCGAGGCUGCACCGGGUGCCGUCACGAAUGGACAUGUUGGUAGUCGAAGUCAGCCAAUAUUAGACACGACUUCAUCCGUUCCAGUCUCCAAAGCGACUGACCCUCCUGCCCUCACAUCUGUAGGCUCCCUGCCCAGCACCACCUCCUGCAGUGCUCUUCUGCCUUCCACAGUCCAGCACACGGCCACUUUGCCCUCCAUGUCCCAGCCGGGUGACCUGUCUAGCAGCCCCCUCUCCCAGCUUAGCAGCCAUCAGAGCAGCCUCUCCUCCAGCACAGCACACACACAUACCAGUGUGGAAAGUGCCUCCUCCCUGCAGCCCACCGCCACCUUCUCCACGGCCACCACCUCCGCCUCGAGUGCCACCUCUACGGGGCUCAGCCUGCCCAGCAGCAUCAAUACCGCCAGUAGCAUCUGCCUUGGUGGCCCCCCUGGGAGUGCCCCCAGCAGUAGUGCCAGGGCUACACCUUUGGUGACCUCAGGCAAAGCACCCCCCAACCUGCCCCAAGGGGUGCCACCAUUGCUGCAUAACCAGUACCUCGUGGGCCCUGGAGGACUACUUCCGGCCUACCCGAUAUACGGCUACGAUGAGCUCCAGAUGCUGCAGUCUCGGCUGCCAGUGGAUUACUAUGGAAUCCCCUUUGCAACGCCAGCCGCCCUUGCCAGCCGAGAUGGAAGCCUUGCUAAUAACCCCUAUUCAGGUGAUGUCGCCAAAUUUGGCCGAGGUGAUUCGGCAUCCCCUGCACCUCCCACUACCUUGGCUCAGCCCCAGCAGAGCCCCUCCCAGGCCCAUCACACCGCCCAGCAGCCCUUCCUGAGCCCUGCACUGCCACCCGGCUACAGCUACACUGGCCUUCCCUACUACAGCGGCGUGCCCAGUGCUUUCCAGUAUGGACCCACCGUGUUUGUCCCUCCAGCCUCAGCCAAGCAGCCUGGUGUGAACCUCAGUACUGCCGCCACCCCGUUUCAGCAAGCUGGUGGCUAUGGCCAGCACAGCUACGCCACAGGCUAUGAUGACCUGACGCAGGGAACAGCUGCUGGAGAUUAUACCAAAGGUGGCUAUGGCGGUUCAUCUCAGCCACAGAACAAGUCUUCAGGCUCUGGGCCGGGCAAAGGUGGAUCUGUGACUUCAAGCACUCCUGGCCUUCCAGAUAUGACUGGUUCUGUCUAUAGUAAGACUCAGACCUUUGACAAACAGGGAUUUCAUGCAGGGACCCCUCCACCAUUCAGCCUACCCUCAGCCUUGGGCUCCCCGGGUCCCCUGGCUCCUGGAGCAGCUCCGGGCUAUGCCCCUCCACCCUUCUUGCACAUUUUACCUGCACACCAGCAGCCCCAUUCCCAGCUGUUACACCAUCACUUGCCACAGGACGCCCAGAGUGGCGCCCCUCAACGUAGCCAGCCCAGCUCUCUGCAGCCAAAGUCGCAAGCCUCUAAGCCCACCUAUGGCAAUUCUCCGUACUGGACAAACUGAACCCGAAGAGUGGAGUGGGCUAGGGCAAGCCUACCCUGUGCAGGAGAAAACACUUGGAGCCCUUUUCUGGGAACCCAGCCCCCCUUCCUAGAAUUCCUGAGACAUGUAACUGUGUCAGCUGAGCCUCUGUGGGGACCUGCCUCCCAGACUCGCUCUUGUAUGUAAUGUAUUUAUGUAUGUAUUUGUAAAUGUGAUAGAAGUCUCGGGGGAGUGGGUACACAGUGGUCUGUUGUCCCCAUUCAGCCCCCUUGCGCUGUAGAACUGGCCCCUUUCCUCCGCCUUCAGCCUUCCAGAGCCCUGUGCCCACAGGCUGCUUGAGCAGAGUCUGGAAGGACUGGUCCAGGUUGGGGGGACUGGGACCAGGUACCAAUGAAGAAUCACGACUCAUCUUUCUUACAACCUUCUCUGUAACCAUUAUUUGCGUUUUCUUCCCUGUAUAAUUACUUUAUCCUUCUCCUUUGGAGAAAAUGGUCUUUUUGUCAUUUGUUUCUCCCCCACCAAAUCUUGAUCUGGGAAUAGCCCCAACAAAACUGUCACCUGUUUGUCUUCAUAGAUAGCAGGGGCUUCCACAUCUGGUAUUGUCCCCAGAGACUUGCCUUCCUCUGGUUGACUAUUUUUAAAAUAAUCUGAACUUGUGCUCAGAGAGUUCCAGCCAGUCCUUUUUUUUUUUUUAAUCAAAGCUCUGCUUUCACACAGUGAGGCUCCUCUAUUCCACUGUCCUGAAGCAGCUGGGCGACUGUUUCAGUUUUCUCAUUGGCCCAAACUCCACCUAAUAAAGUUCUGAGAGCAUC